Molecule: messenger RNA, 1033 nt
Organism: Erinaceus europaeus (western European hedgehog)
Lineage: Eukaryota; Metazoa; Chordata; Mammalia; Eulipotyphla; Erinaceidae
Product: olfactory receptor 4B1-like
Exons: 1
Coding region: 1-939 (312 amino acids)
Biological process (GO): G protein-coupled receptor signaling pathway
Cellular component (GO): membrane
Molecular function (GO): olfactory receptor activity; G protein-coupled receptor activity
Source: RefSeq, a predicted model, not a curated record
AUGCAUUCCAGAGAAAGUACAAAUAACGUGACAGAGUUAAUUAUUGUAGGUCUCUUCCAGGAUCCAGAGGUGCAGAGGGUGUGCUUUGUGGUGUUUCUUCCUGUGUACCUGGCCACAGUGGUGGGCAAUGGUCUCAUCAUUCUGACAGUCAACCUCAGUAAGAGUCUGAAUUCCCCCAUGUACUUCUUCCUGAGCUACCUGUCCCUGGUAGAGAUCGGUUACUCCUCUACUGUUGUCCCUAAAUUCACAACUGACUUGCUAGCUCGAAUAAAAACCAUCUCUCUGGAGGGCUGUCUGACUCAGAUCUUCUUCUUCCACUUCUUUGGAGUGACUGAGAUCUUCCUGCUCACAGUAAUGGCUUAUGAUCGCUAUGUGGCUAUCUGUAAACCCCUUCACUAUACCACCACCAUAAGCCGAUCUGUUUGUCGCCUUUUGGUGGCUGGUUCUUGGCUGGGGGGACUAAUUCACUCCAUGGUUCAGAUGUCUGUCACUGUCCAGUUGCCCUUCUGUGGUCCCAAUGUACUUGACCACUACUUCUGUGACCUUAAUCCUUUAUUCAAGCUUGCCUGCACUGACACUUCUGUGGAGGGUAUUAUUGUGUUGGCCAACAGUGGGUUAAUCUCUGUCUUCUCCUUCCUCGUCUUGGUGUCCUCCUACAUUGUCAUCUUGGUCAACCUGAGGAACCAUUCUGCAGAGGGGAGGCGCAAAGCCCUCUCCACCUGCGCCUCUCACAUCACGGUGGUGCUCUUGUUCUUUGGACCUGCCAUCUUCCUCUACCUGCGGCCCUCCUCCACCUUCACUGAGGACAAACUGGUGGCUGUGUUCUAUACAGUCAUCACCCCAAUGCUGAACCCCAUCAUCUACACACUCAGAAAUGCUGAGGUGAAAAUUGCCAUGAGGAAGUUGUGGGGUAAGAAAAUACCUUCAGGGGUGCAAUGACAAUGAGAAUUGGGAAAUUAACAAGAACUCAUUGACUAAAUAUGAUUCUGAUUUUGAUCAGCUAUGAUGAAUUAAACAAAUGUUAACCUACUCA